UUGGUGGUUAUCAAGGUGCCUUCGUUUAGGGUCACCCAGCCAAAGCAUAGUCUGCAAAAGCAGGUGCAUUGAAAAAGAAACAGAAAAGAAUGGAGAAAAAGAACAAGGGGAAGGGGGGGACACCCCCAAAGGAUCUCCUGCUAUAAAGUGGAGGCCUGGGCUUUACCAAAAGACUGCAGAGGCUGAAGACAUUGUUAGAAAAAGAGGGUGUUGGUAGGUACUGUGGAGAAAUGGCUGGAGGGGUCUGGUUUGUACUCUCAGCUCCUUUUUUGGUACUGGUUUUCAUCCUCAGUGCCACUCCUCUCUUCAGUAAAAAGCUGAGAAACACUCCCCUUGGAAGCAUGGGGUGGCCUUUUCUGGGUGAGACUCUCAGUUUCCUGAGGCCCCACAACUCCAUCACCAUUGGGAGUUUCCUGGAAGACCACUGCAGUAGGUACGGGAAAAUUUUCAAGUCCCAUCUGUUUGGCUGUCCCACCAUAGUUUCCUGCGACCAGGAGCUGAAUUCCUUCAUACUGCAAAACGAGGAGAGGCUGUUCCAGUGCAGCUACCCGAAGCCCAUUCAUGGCGUCCUUGGAAGGCUCUCCAUGCUUGUGGUUGUUGGGGACACUCACAAAAGAUUGAGAAGCUUAGCACUCAAUUUGGUUCACACUUGGAAGUCCAAGCCCGAUUACCUACAGGACAUAGAAGAGCAUGCAAUUUCUCUCAUGGAGACAUGGAGGGGAAGAGAUGAGAUUGUGUUCUGCCAUGAGGCCAGAAAGUUUACCUUCAAUGUUAUAGUGAAGCAAAUUCUUAGUUUGAAACCAGAUGAGCCGCAGACUGCAAUGAUCUUGGAAGACUUCCUCACCUUCAUGAGAGGGCUGGUGUCUUUCCCUCUCUACAUUCCAGGAACACCCUAUGCCAAAGCUGUAAAGGCCAGGUCUAGAAUUUCCUGCAACGUCAAACAAAUAGUGGAAGGAAGGAGAGAAGGGUCAAAGGGCAACAGUACUGGAGACUUUCUUGACAUACUUAUCUCGAACAGCAGCCUCUGUGAUGAAGAAAGAGUGAGCCUUGUCCUUGAUCUCUUGCUUGGUGGGUACGAGACGACCUCCAUGCUGAUGGCCAUGGCUGCCUACUUUCUUGGGCACUCACCAUCUGCUCUUGAGCAGCUGAAGGCAGAGCAUCUCGCUAUAAGAAGCAAAAAGCAAGAAGGGGAGAACCUCAAUUGGGAGGACUACAAGCAGAUGGAAUUCACCCAAAAUGUAAUUAACGAGUGUUUAAGAUGCGGAAACAUAGUGAAAUUUGUGCAUCGAAAGGCCCUAAAAGAUGUCAUGUUCAAAGAGUAUUUAAUUCCAUCCGGUUGGAAAGUGCUUCCAGUCUUCAGUGCUGUACACCUAGAUUCAUCUCUCCACCAGAGCCCACAAGAAUUUUGGCCAUGGAGAUGGGAGGGUCAUACCUCAAGUAAGAAGUUUGCCCCCUUUGGUGGGGCAAGACUAUGCCCAGGAGCGGAAUUAGCUAGAAUAGAAACUGCUUUUUUCCUUCACCACCUUGUUCUUAGGUUCCGGUGGAGAACAGAGAAGACAGACUGCCCAAUGGCAUAUCCUUACGUGGAGUUUCAAAGAGGUCUGCCCAUGAAGCUUCAACCUCUCUCGUGAUGGGUUUUGGGUUUUGGCCGGACUCAAGGCGGAAACACUCCGUCCAAAUUAUCCCACUGAUUCAGAGAAAUAUGACGGCGGUGGCUUUUUUUCUUUUCCUUGUUUUGUUUUGUUGGUUGGGGCAAUUUAUAUCUCUCUUAUAUGAGCUGUAACUACUGAAAUCAACCGUCCUAUUGUACAUGUAUGAAAAAUGUGAUAGAGUAUGCCUAUUGC
Molecule: messenger RNA, 1844 nt
Organism: Nymphaea colorata (pocket water lily)
Lineage: Eukaryota; Viridiplantae; Streptophyta; Magnoliopsida; Nymphaeales; Nymphaeaceae
Product: cytochrome P450 724B1-like
Biological process (GO): sterol metabolic process
Molecular function (GO): heme binding; iron ion binding; monooxygenase activity
Source: RefSeq, a predicted model, not a curated record